CUGACGACCAAACUGUUCUGCACCUCUAAACGAACCCAGCUGUAUUUCUGUCUACAAUGUACCCUAAUGAGCACCGUGCAUCUGCACGCACCCGCGGCUCAAAGACUAGAGGACGUUGGACAAAGUGGGUGUUGCGGGGGCGCGCACGUGGUGCAUGCUCUCCGUUAUAGUGGAGCGGCUGGUAAUAAGUGAAUGACCUUAUCGUGGCGGUGUAAUGCCUCAUCGGUGAGGGAUUGGGGGUUUGGAGAUAAUAAAGCUUGACUUCUCCUGUCUCUCGCCACUCAGUCGCUGACGCAUGGGGACGCCGGCCUGAUCCCGCACUCUCCCUGCAUGCUCCACGGCCGGCGGAUGGACACCUGUAGCUGGGUGGUAUCCUACAAACUGUUUGCUCGGAUCCAUGUGGAGCUCAUUAUUUCCAUCCUGAAGAUCAGUGCGGUGCCAUGAUUUCGGUUUGGUGAACUUUUUCUGCUCAAAGGGGAUCUGUAGCUAGAACCCACUGCUGGAGUUCAGGUUCUGCUUAACUUGCUGAGAAAGGUAUACAAAUGCUCUCCGUCCAGCCGGACACCAAGCCGAAAGGCUGUGCCGGCUGCAACCGGAAGAUCAAGGACCGCUACCUGCUGAAGGCCCUCGAUAAGUACUGGCAUGAAGACUGCCUCAAGUGUGCCUGCUGUGACUGCCGGUUGGGCGAGGUGGGCUCCACGCUCUACACCAAAGCCAACCUCAUCCUGUGCCGAAGAGACUACCUACGGACCACCAGGGCUGUUUGAAAAUGAAGAAACAUUUGUUGUAAAUAGCAUAGGUUUGUUU
This is a messenger RNA of Micropterus dolomieu (smallmouth bass), 807 nucleotides long. Its product is annotated as LIM domain only protein 3. Lineage: Eukaryota; Metazoa; Chordata; Actinopteri; Centrarchiformes; Centrarchidae. Gene Ontology annotation, cellular component: nucleus. The coding region runs from base 543 to 767 and encodes 74 amino acids. The record is from RefSeq and is a predicted model, not a curated record. Gene Ontology annotation, biological process: positive regulation of transcription by RNA polymerase II. The transcript is spliced from 3 exons. Gene Ontology annotation, molecular function: DNA-binding transcription factor binding; transcription coactivator activity.